GCCCUUCUAGGCAUCCCGGCUGGGGAACUCGGUGCUCGGUGUGAAAUCCGGGUCACCUCUUCCCCGCCCCCUGGAGCCGCGAGCCUCGGAGGCCAAGGCGGCGGCGGCGCUUCCCCAGAAGCCCCUCCCUCAGGAGGAAAGCGGCAGAGGGCUCCACGUUGACCAUGGCAUUGAGGGACAACAAUGGCAAGAAAGUGACUCCUGUCCUCAGAAUCAGUCAGCUGGAUGCACUUGAACUGAACAAAGCCUUGGAGCAGCUAGUUUGGUCCCAGUUUACUUGCUGUUUUCAUGGAUUUAAACCUGGACUCUUAGCUCGCUUUGAACCAGAAAUAAAAGCAUCUCUGUGGCUUUUUUUGUGGAGAUUCACCAUCUGUUCCAAGAAUGCAACAGUGGGACAGGCUCUAUUGAACAUUCAAUACACAAAUGAUUUAUCCCAGAUACAGAAAUACCAGACAUUGAGCAAGCAACAGAAAUUAUGGUAUCUUAUUUGUAAUGUUGGCGGGAAAUGGCUGGAAGAAAGGUGUUAUGAUUUAUUUAGCAAACGGCCAUUGGAAUCAUUCCAAAGGACAAAAUAUUUUAUUAACUUAAUAGUCAGGCUUCUCAGACUUUGUGAGUUGCUAAACUUCCUAAUUUUUCUUCAAAAGGGAAAAUUUGCUACACUUACUGAACGUAUUUUAGGAAUCAGGUCAGUGUUUUGCCAGCCACAGGGUGUCCGUCCAAUUGCGUUUGAAUACAUGAACCGAGAACUCUUGUGGCAUGGAUUUGCUGAAUUUCUGGUGUUCCUUUUGCCAUUUAUUAACAUGCAGAAACUCAAACUCAGGAUUUCUUCUUGGUCUUUACCUAUUAGGGAAAGUUUCAGUAAUGAAAAUAUGUCAGAAACAAGUAACAAGGAAUGUUCUGUGUGUGGGGAAUGGCCUACUAUGCCUCAUACUAUCGGCUGUUCACAUGUUUUUUGUUACUAUUGUAUUAAAAGUUGUUUCUUAUCAGAUAUGUACUUUACCUGUCCUAAGUGUGGCACUGAGGUGCAGGAUCUCCAGCCAUUAAAAUAUAAGCUAGAAAUGAAAGAGAUAUAACUGACUUACUGAGGUUUUCCUCAAACCCUAACAAAAUAAUUAUAAGAAUUUGUAAAAUAAUUCAUACAUAUAUUUCAGUUGGGUUCCCCCCUUCCCAUAUAAUGUUGGUCUUGUCUUUCUAUAAUUCUUUCCCUUUACUAUAUAAACUCUUUUACUAUAAACAGAGGUAUUCUAAUG
Messenger RNA from Python bivittatus (Burmese python), 1250 nucleotides. RefSeq names its product peroxisomal biogenesis factor 2 (gene PEX2). Gene Ontology annotation, molecular function: zinc ion binding. Gene Ontology annotation, biological process: protein import into peroxisome matrix; fatty acid beta-oxidation; very long-chain fatty acid metabolic process. Lineage: Eukaryota; Metazoa; Chordata; Lepidosauria; Squamata; Pythonidae. The record is from RefSeq and is a predicted model, not a curated record. Gene Ontology annotation, cellular component: peroxisomal membrane; Cdc73/Paf1 complex.